AGUCAGAACUCCGUCGAGUCCCGCCUGAGUCGCAAGUCGUGAGCAAUUAGUCAGCAACAGUAGCUUGUGCAGUGAAGUCAAUUCGACUUUGGGGUUUCUCCUCCAAGUUGUGAUCGUUUAAUCGUGCUUGCUGAGGGAAAUUUUUCCACGCAGUCCCAUUCGCGGAAAUUUCUGUAAUUUCUAAAAUUUCCUAAAUUGUCCCAUUUUGGUGAUAAUUUAGAACGAGUGUUCGUGAGGAUAUUUUGUACUCCAAAGAGGAGAGAAAAGAAAGGAAAAGCCCGCGCAAUUAAACCGCCUAAAACCAGAGAACUGUAGGCGCGUGUUUGUAUUUUUUUUUCUGUACAUCAAAUGUGAGAUGAGGUUCAUCGGAGAUACUAUUUAGUAAACUUUUCAGGAUGUUUAGUAAAUAAAUUGUCGCAAAGUGGCAGUUUAAAAUUAUAUUGUGGAGCGCCGAAGAAAGUGAAUGUGAGGAGUAAUUGUUUGUUGUGUGUUAUUUUAAAACAUAUUAAUUUUCCACCAUCGAAUGAGUGAUUGCUCCUCUUCUCCAGCACAUUAUCACUAAACGGAGUUCAGUGCUAAUGAACAAAAUAAAUUGAUAUUGGAUGUUCAGUGUGGUUUGUUGAGAAAUCCCUGAAUUUUGGGAAGAAAAUAAGGAAAAAUUUGCAAAAGAUGAGUGUUUCAUUUGAUUUCUCGACUAAUUUGAUGUCCUCGGGGGCUGACAUACUUCCACUGGAUGGAUCAAUUCCAUCUUAUCAGGAAAAAUGGUCAUUGAAUAUUCUUCCUGUUCCCAAACUAAAGCCUGAGAAUUUAUCAAGCAUCGCCCAUAUAGUUCCACCGUAUGAACCAGUCAAAGUCCCUUCUCCAAUACCCACAGUCAUUCAAAAGCUUCAUGAUGUUGAGCAUUCAACGAGGAAUCAUGCCAAAAAUGAGGAAGUAUCGUCUAAUUUGCAACCUGAAGAAGCUCCUGUGACUAUUAGUUCUGCUUCAACAACAACGACAUCCAUUGCUACAACGGAAAAUAAUAACGACCCAAAACCACCCUAUAGCUAUGUAGCUUUAAUAGCAAUGGCCAUACAGGGAAGUCCAGGAAAGAGGGCAACCUUGAGUGAUAUUUACAAAUAUAUCAUGAACAGCUUUCCAUAUUACAAGAAGGAGAAAAAAAAGGGUUGGCAAAAUUCAAUUCGACACAAUUUGAGUCUCAAUGAGUGCUUCAUUAAGGUCCCCCGUGAGGGUGGAGCCGAGCGGAAGGGUAACUGGUGGACCAUGGAUAGGGAUUGUGAGGAAAUGUUUGAGAAGGGAAACUACAGGAGACGCCGCAGAAUGAAACGACCCUACCGCAAUAAUGGACCUGCCUAUCAAAAAUUCUACAAUCCUGGCCCGUAUUCUGGUAAUCUGAGUGGUCGAGCGAUUUUUCCACAAACUCCAUAUCCUACUUUCCCACACUACGACGCCACAGGUGGUCCCUGCACGACUUGGAUGCCAUCAUCCCAGUUACCCAACUAUCCCACAUGUGGGGGUCGUACGAGCUAUCCGUAUGGGCAGGUACCACCCUUGGGUACAGCCACAUGGACAACGCAUUCUCAGAUCCCCCUGAAGAAUGCCCCCCAAAAGGGUGACUUCUUCGUGGAUUUUCCACUACAGCAGCCAGUUCAAUCCGUCGGCAUUAAUUCCUACAGUCCUCUUACCAAUAAUAUUGUUUCUGGAAGUUCAUCCCCAACAUCAUGUGUCCGUAGGCAUUUCGAUACAACCCCCUAUCCCUACUGGACGGAUACGACGACUGCUCACCCACAUGCGAUAAAAGAGGAGUGCAUUAGUCCGGUAAGCCAGAUGAACGUGACUUCCACCGAGCAAACUUAUCAGAAGAACUAUUUGGGCUGCGAUUCUUACUCGUCAAAGACACACCAAGAUUGAACAGAUAUGAGGUGUCGGAGUGUACAUAGUGGUGCCUCACUACGCGCUAAUCUAUAUUAAUUUACUUGAAAAUUGUUAUUUUUCUCAAUUUUGCAUAAAGACGAUUUGUCCCGUAUAUUGAGAGAUUGAGAGAAUUGUUUAGAAAAUCCCAAAACUCUCAAUUCACAGAGAUUGUAAUUGAAUUGAUUUGCAUGAAGUUCACCAGUAAAAAUUUAUGUCUAAAAUUUUGAUUCUACGUGAUGUGAAUUGAAAGGUCUCAGUGUCUUUCCAGCGACGUUUCAUUAAAGUUUUUUUUGUUAAAAUAAUUAAAAAUUAUUUUAAAAAAUUUUAUUCAUUAAUCUCGCGUUAAAAUUUUAUUAGAAUCUUCACUUCUUGAAAAUAGUUUCAGGAUAAACUGUGCUUCUUUGAAGAAAGAAAGAAACAGCUAAAAGGAAUUAAGAUUGCCUAAAGAAUUAGGGCCAAUAAGGAAGAAUUCUUGGUUAAAAAUCAAUAAUUUUCUCAUGAAAAAAUCUAGCAAAAGUUAUAAGAAUAAACAUAAACUACUGGUGAUUCCUUCGUCAAUCAAAUUAAAAUUCUUUUAGAAAAAAUAAUCUUAAUUAAUGAAACUCUUCCAAAUUAUUUUUAAAUUGCUCCAUCUUGUCCAUUUAAUUAGUUUAAAAUACAGUUUCGUGCAAAAAAUGUCUCAUCAAAUGAAACGUGAUUUCUGUGAUAGGAAAAAAAAUGUUAUUUUUAGGAAUUUAAUUUGUGCGUGAAUUUUAUGAAUUUAUCUCCGGAAGAUGUGAGCACACCUGUUUUCACUCUUGUACCAUCGUUUAUAAAAACCCUUCAAUCUUUCCGUCCAGAAUUAAUAUAUUUCUUAAAACAUCCCCUUUGUGUGUGUGUGCAGAAAUAAGAAGAAAAAGCACAAAAAAUUCGUUUAGACGAGCUUAGCAUCGUAUUUUACUUAAUUUUGUUACAAAUUUAAUAUAUCGACUAUCAAUGGUGAUGUAUAAGAUGAGAAAAAUGUGUAUAAAUAAAGAAAAUUGAGACGAAA
Molecule: messenger RNA, 2944 nt
Organism: Lutzomyia longipalpis
Lineage: Eukaryota; Metazoa; Arthropoda; Insecta; Diptera; Psychodidae
Product: forkhead box protein I1-ema-like
Exons: 7
Coding region: 670-1911 (413 amino acids)
Biological process (GO): anatomical structure morphogenesis; cell differentiation; regulation of transcription by RNA polymerase II
Molecular function (GO): DNA-binding transcription factor activity, RNA polymerase II-specific; RNA polymerase II cis-regulatory region sequence-specific DNA binding
Source: RefSeq, a predicted model, not a curated record